Messenger RNA from Hemiscyllium ocellatum (epaulette shark), 2160 nucleotides. RefSeq names its product serine active site containing 1 (gene serac1). The record is from RefSeq and is a predicted model, not a curated record. Lineage: Eukaryota; Metazoa; Chordata; Chondrichthyes; Orectolobiformes; Hemiscylliidae. Bases 12 to 1964 code for a protein of 650 amino acids. The transcript has 16 exons.
AAACUGCGAACAUGUUGACCGGUUGUUUGAUCUUCUGUACCAGGGCUGUGAGUUCGGUAGGGUCUACGGCUAAAGGUUGGAGGCGCAUCAGAAGAAUUGGAAAAUAUGCUGGGCCAAUUAUUGUAGGUGGCUGCAUAUUCAUUUCCUAUGAAACUCUGGUACUGGGAGAAAGUGUGACGCUUGACACACAAGCUGUAGAACAAGAAAAGCUGAAGUCGUAUGUCUAUGUGUAUCCCAUUCUACUGGAAAAGCAAGGAUUGGAGGGAGUUCCAGGCAAAGCCAGAAAAAGACUACAAAAGGCAGUCAAAAGACUGGUGCAAGUCACUGCCAAGAUUUUCUCAUUGCCCCUGGAUGAACAUUACUUAAGACAGGAUGUGGAAAGCCAUGAUUCUGAUUUGUGGCUUCUUCUAAAACGGACACAAUCUACAUGUAAAGCAGUACGUGUGCAGGCUGUUCAGGAACUGGCAAAGAAGUAUCACUGGCACGAUUAUCAGUACAGAACGCUAGCCCAAGCAUUAGAUCAGAAAACAAGUAUUGGGCUAGCCAGAUCACAAGAUGUUGACUUUCGCUUUUUUUUACAUCCUCCAUCACCAAGAAUAAUUGAGAACUCCUGCAUUGAAGAUGAGCUCAGAAAUCUGCUGGCCUCUCUACCACAAUCUGAAGUGGAUCAGUGUGUGCAGUACUUUACUUCUCUUGCUCUCCGAGAAAGUAAUCAGUCUUUGUCUGCACAAAGGGGAGGCUUAUGGUGUUUUGGAGGGAAUGGGCUUCCUUACGCACAGAGUUUGAGCUCUGUUCCGUCUGAGAAAGUUGAGUCAUUUUGUCUUCAAGCACUAGCUCAACAUUCCAAGGUUCCAAGUCACUGUGACAAGAUUGUAAUGAAUGGAGGUCUGCAGUUGCUUCAGAAAAUAUAUCAGCUGCGUCAUGAUUCUCAGAAAAUUCAAAGGAAUAUCAUUCGAACAAUUGGAAAUUUGGCUUUGCAUGAACAUCUUCACUCAGCCAUUGUACAAUCAGGAUGGAUUGGUAUACUCGCUGAAGCAAUGAAAUCACCACAUGUUAUUCACGCUUCACAUGCGGCAAGAGCCUUGGCCAAUCUUGACAGGGACACUGUAAAGGAGAAGUAUGAGGAUGGAGUAUAUAUUCUUCAUCCUCAGUAUAGAACCAGUCAGCCAAUCAAAGCAGAUGUUCUUUUCAUCCAUGGUCUGCUGGGGGCAGCUUUUAAAACAUGGCGACAGAAGGACCACAGUAAUAUGGAGGAUAAGGAUGCUGAUUACACAGAAUGUUGGCCAAAGACCUGGUUGGCUGCAGACUGCCCCAAUCUCAGAAUAUUGUCAGUGGAGUAUGACAGCCACCUUAGCGACUGGAGAUCCAAAUGCCCUGUGGAAAAUGAAAGGAAAUCCAUGGCCUACAGGGGUCGGGAACUGUUGACUAAACUGAAAGCUGCAGGUGUUGGGGAUAAGCCAAUGGUGUGGGUAGCACAUAGUAUGGGAGGCUUGCUAGUCAAAAAGAUGCUUUUAGAUGCUUCAGAGGAUGCUGAAUUGAGGUCAGUGGUUCAGAAUACCCAAGGGAUUGUAUUUUACAGUGUACCUCAUUGUGGAUCACGCUUAGCAGAGUACUCUGUCAAUGCUCGUUUUCUGCUGUUUCCCUCUGUUGAAGUCAAGGAACUUAGUAAGGUAUCUUCCGUAGAUUCACCUGCUUUGAGAGAAUUGAAUGAUAAUUUCACCAGAUUGGUACAGGAACAUAAAGUCAACCUAUUGAGCUUUGGAGAGAUGUUACCAACAUACAUCGGCAGCAUGAUCAAACUGCAUGUGGUGCCUCCAAAUUCAGCAGACUUGGGAAUUGGGGAUUUUAUUUCCUUGGAUGUUAAUCAUCUAAACGUUUGCAAACCUGGAAGCAGAAAUUCCUUCCUUUACCUGCGGAGUCUGAAAUUUAUAAAAGAUUCUCUGGAAAUUGAAUUCAAAAGGUGAAUCAUAGUCUCACCAAGCUGUCAUAGUUUUGGCUUUACACGGUGCUUUAUUGCAUUCUAUUCCUUAUCCAAAUAAAAUCUUGAAAAAGCCAAGUACAUGUAUAUUUAAAGAUUAUCUUAAACAUUUUCGUAAUUAAUAAAUGAGACCUAUACCAUCAUAUUAUUAUUGUGGAUUGAUUAAAGACAGAUUGGUUGUG